This is a messenger RNA of Cannabis sativa, 1141 nucleotides long. Its product is annotated as receptor-like protein EIX1. The transcript is spliced from 2 exons. The coding region runs from base 1 to 1140 and encodes 379 amino acids. Gene Ontology annotation, molecular function: protein binding. Lineage: Eukaryota; Viridiplantae; Streptophyta; Magnoliopsida; Rosales; Cannabaceae. The record is from RefSeq and is a predicted model, not a curated record.
AUGGAACCGAAUCAGUCCCUCUUUAUAGGAGCUUUCACAAAUCUCAAAUAUCUCAAUUUUUCAGGGAGUCUUCUUAUUGGAAUUAUUCCUCCAGAACUAGGAAAUCUCACCAAAUUGGAUAUUCUUGAUCUUAGUUCCGUUUAUCAUAGUUUGAGUACUAAUAGUUUUACAUGGCUUUCUAGACUCUCUAAUUUGAGAAUCUUAAAGCUUAAUUCUUGUUUCACCAAAGCCAUAGACUGGUUUGAUUCAUUUAGAACAGCUCCCUCCUUGUUAAACUUACACCUGCUACAUGAGUGUGAAUUUCCAGAGCUUGAUUAUGAUUCCACUUUUUCUCACACUACUACAAAUUCUUCUACCAAUUCUAUCACAACUCUUGAAGUAGUCUCUAGGAGUAGUUUUGGAUCUACAACAGUUUCUCGUUUGCUUAAUUUGAGCAAUAAUCUUAUUGAUCUCUCUCUAUUUCUAGAUAAUGAUGAUCAUAUUAAGGAUCAUAUUAUUCCACAUACUUUGGGAAGCUUGAAAUCUUUAAGGCAUUUACAUUUGAGUGGAUUUGUUGGGGAAGUACCAAAAUUUAUAGGGAAUCUUUGUAAGCUUCAAGAAUUAGUCUUGAAUUACAAUACAUUCAAUUCAAGUACCAUCACUGAUAUCUUCAAAAGCCUCAUUGAUUGCAAUAGCAACUCUUUAGAAAUUCUGAAUUUGCCUCAUAAUAAUCUAACAGGACAAUUUGUCCCUAUAGAUAUUGCUAGGAUUCCAAAUCUGAAAGAGUUAGAUGUGUCAUACAAUAAAUUUAAUGGAAAAUGGCCAGAAAGUAUUAGCAAGCUCCCUAGUCUUGAGUUAUUAUAUAUUUCUGGGAAUUCCUUCAGUGGAGUUGUCUAUGAAACACAUCUUCACAAACUCUCCAAAUUGGAACACCUUGAUUUAUCUUACAACUCUUUGACUUUGAAAUUUGGAAACAACUGGGUUCCUUCUAUUCAACUCCAACAUCUUGGUUUGAGAUCUUGCAUGAUAGGUCCACAUUUCCCUUCUUGGCUUCAAACACAGUCAAAUAUUUCACACAUUGAUUUAUCUUAUUCAGGAAUUUCUGAUACCAUUCCAACAUGGUCUUUCAAUACAAUUUCUAGUUUAAAUGGGCAACCUUAAC